Molecule: messenger RNA, 921 nt
Organism: Cladocopium goreaui
Lineage: Eukaryota; Dinophyceae; Suessiales; Symbiodiniaceae
Source: the annotation of a GenBank genome assembly
AUGGCUCUGCGUGUCCAAGUGCUGUCGGGACUUUCCUCAGAAGAAGUUGCCACGCUGGACUGCGAUCCCGCGUGGGACGUGUCGGAUCUCAAGUGGGAGCUGGAGCGGCGGAAGAAUCUUCCGGAGGCAGAACAACGCUUGCUGCUGGGGACCCGCGUCUUGUGCGACAAGGAGCGCCUGGGCGACCUCGCAACGGCCGCGCUGACCCUUUCGCUGAUGCGGCUGGAUCCGCAGUGGGUAGGCCUCCUGCAGGACCUCCGCAAUGGCCGACGCGACUGGAAGGACAUGGACCAGGAGCUCCAGGAAAACCGGGAGGUCGCCCUGGCUGCUGUGCAGCGAGAUCCCUCCACGCUGCCCCUGCUGUCCACCGAGCUGCGGCAGGACAGCGAGAUCGUCUUGGCCGCCGUGCAGCAGCACGGCAGGUCCCUGCAGCAUGCCCUGGGCAUUGCGCGGAGGGAUCCGAAGGUCCUGGAGGCGGCGCUGAAACGUGAUGGUUUGGCCAUCCGCUUCGCUACGGAAGAGCAGAAGGGAGAUCGACACCUGGGACUUAUGGCAGUGAGACAGAAUGGCUGGGCCCUCGAACUGCUGGGUGAGAAGCUGAAAGCGGAGCGGGAGAUUGUGAAAGAAGCGAUCACCCAAGAAGGUCAAGCUUUCAAAUUUGCGGACGAGACCUUGAAACACGACCGAGAGUUGAUGCUGAUUGCCCUGCGCAGCAACGCCGAAGCCCUGAGAUAUAUGCCGCAGGAGGUGCGAGAAGAUCCUGAAGCACUGCUGGCCGCGCGCAUGGGGGUGCGCAUCCGUGGCGCAGGAGGCUUGCAAUACUUCAAGUCGUUGCUCUCGACGGCCGCACAUGAGCAGAGCGAUGCCUUCCGCUUCAGCGAUGCCUCAAAGAUGGUGUCAUCAAACAUGGCUGGAAAAUGA